AUGAACAACAGUCGUGAAACCGACGCGAUGUGUCCUGAAGACCAACGGCACCACAGUCACAUUGACACCAGCGACCAGCCUAGAUCCCGCAAGGGGCCGUCGAAUGGAACAAAGAAAUCCGAAAGACAGCCUUCCAAACGACUAAGGCUUGCCGCUGUACCUCCGCCCACCGAAAUUUCUUUUACCACCGUUAAAAUGUGCGCCGACGACGAAGGUCUUUGCGUCAGACCUCUACUUCAUACGAUCCGCCGAGCUCUGGGCAAGAUACAACUUGGAAUCUCGAGGCGCGAACGCCUCCAGGCUCAAUCGAUCCUCUGGGGCACGCCGUCAUGGUACAGCGUCGUUUCGGGAUCAUGCGCCAGUAUGAUUCGGCAGAGUCUGCAUCUCCAGGCAGCUUGCACGGAAGGCCAACUGAGGCGAUCUCGACACGAUCACUAUGAUUCAGGGGAAAGGGGGUGGAAGAACACUAUAACAGCUACGCGCACGUAG
This is a messenger RNA of Aspergillus tanneri, 489 nucleotides long. RefSeq lists its product as uncharacterized. The transcript has a single exon. The record is from RefSeq and is a predicted model, not a curated record. Lineage: Eukaryota; Fungi; Ascomycota; Eurotiomycetes; Eurotiales; Aspergillaceae. Bases 1 to 489 code for a protein of 162 amino acids.